Molecule: messenger RNA, 1961 nt
Organism: Mus caroli (Ryukyu mouse)
Lineage: Eukaryota; Metazoa; Chordata; Mammalia; Rodentia; Muridae
Gene: Lin7c
Product: lin-7 cell polarity scaffold C
Molecular function (GO): protein binding
Source: RefSeq, a predicted model, not a curated record
CCCUCUGUCGUCACUUCCUGUGGGUCUGCACCUCCGAAGAGAAGAUGGCGGCGCUGGGCGAGCCUGUCCGGCUGGAAAGGGAUAUCUGCAGAGCAAUUGAAUUGUUGGAGAAAUUACAGAGGAGUGGAGAGGUGCCGCCACAGAAACUUCAGGCUUUGCAAAGAGUCCUUCAGAGUGAGUUCUGCAAUGCUGUAAGAGAGGUAUACGAACACGUUUAUGAGACGGUGGACAUCAGCAGCAGCCCUGAAGUGAGAGCCAAUGCAACUGCAAAGGCUACUGUUGCUGCAUUUGCUGCCAGUGAAGGACACUCUCAUCCCCGAGUUGUUGAGCUACCCAAAACAGAAGAGGGCCUUGGAUUCAAUAUCAUGGGAGGCAAAGAGCAAAACUCACCAAUCUAUAUAUCACGGAUAAUUCCAGGUGGAAUUGCUGACAGACAUGGAGGCCUCAAACGAGGAGAUCAGCUACUUUCUGUUAAUGGAGUGAGUGUUGAAGGGGAGCACCAUGAGAAAGCCGUAGAGCUCCUGAAAGCAGCCCAAGGGAAGGUUAAAUUAGUCGUACGGUACACGCCAAAAGUCUUGGAAGAAAUGGAGUCCCGCUUUGAGAAAAUGAGAUCAGCAAAACGCAGACAGCAGACCUAAUCAUUUAAAAACUUUAUGUUCCUUUUGCUUUUAGCUAGGAAAGUUUUGUGACCUACUGAUGGCCUCGAUGCCAGUGAUUGUAAAACACCAGAAACUUGUGUGACCUCUUCUUGCCAUUUUCUAAAUGCCUGUUUCAGCAUCACCUAUGGUUAUAGAGAAGCUUACACUCUUUUCUCACGAGGAAAGUCGGAGUUGGGAGGACAGUUCUGUCCUGCUGUUUUUACAGGCCUUUUUCAAACAGAUUUUGUCACAAAGUUGUUAUAGAUUUUUAAUAAUGCUUUUUUAAUAUUAAAAUGUACUUUUACAUUCUUAAUCUUUUUUUAAAAAGAGGUUCUCUUUAUUUGGCGACUUAUUUACAGAUAACAGCUCUUCAGUAUUUCCUUUUGCUUACUGCAAUUUCUUUGUGAAAUUUCAUUUUUCCAAGAAAUGAAACAUCACAGUCUCGCUUGUGGCAGUUCAUCACGUUAUGAGUAUUGGCAUCUCUGCUGCAUUUUGUACUUGGAACAUAACAUAUCUAUAAUCAGUGGUAAAUCAUAGCUAUCAUGGAAACCUUUUUAUUUUUAUUUAAACAAUAUAUAAUGUAUUCAUUUAUACUGUUUAUAAAAGUAAGUUUUUAAACACUGAAGCAAUCAUUGCUAAAAUAUGUUUUUCAUAAUAUUUAAGCAGUGAGGCCAGAGGAUGUAAUUUGAUUAUUAGCAUUACCAAUUAAAUCCUUUAUUUAUAUUUAACAGUAUGUCAUAAAUUAUACAUGCAAACAAGCUCAGAUUUCAACUUUUCAAGUUUUUUAUGCUGUUCAUUUGUAUUUAAAUAUAUUUCUCAUAAUUUGGUUCUUUCGUGCCUAGAGAUGAGUCAGUUAGUCUGUGCUGGGGAGAAUGGAAGUAAGACAAGGUAGUGACUUCCAACUCUGGAGCCUGAAGAGCCAUGCAUUCUCACUAUCCUAGCCUCAGCACGGCUGGAGGUGGGAAGGGCAGGAAGGAUGUGUCUAAGAGACAGAGACAGGUGGCUUCAUAAGUCUCACAGUGGGUGGGGCUCGGGAUGAUUUCUAUCUUGAUGAUUCAAAUAGUGAUGGGAGUUUGGAAUAAUGCUUCUUACCAUUUGUCCACUGGAUGUCACCGUUUUCCUGAAAGGCAGCUAUUGACAAAUGAUUGGAACUGUGGUCUACUAAAAGCUGAGAUCAAAGUGAUAACUUUUCAGUCGCAGAUUAUAGGAACAUUUGUAAAGGGUGGAAGUGAUGAUGUUAAAAAGAAACGAGCCGGGCGUGGUGGCGCACGCCUUUAGUCCCAGCACUCUGGAGGCAGAGGCAGGCAGAUUUCUGAGUUCGAG